Molecule: messenger RNA, 2446 nt
Organism: Pelmatolapia mariae (spotted tilapia)
Lineage: Eukaryota; Metazoa; Chordata; Actinopteri; Cichliformes; Cichlidae
Gene: eif4ba
Product: eukaryotic translation initiation factor 4Ba
Exons: 15
Coding region: 34-2025 (663 amino acids)
Molecular function (GO): RNA binding
Source: RefSeq, a predicted model, not a curated record
CAUCCGGGAACUACUACGAACUCGCUCUCCAACAUGGCGGCGUCAGCUAAGAAGAAGAAUAAGAAGGGGAAGACCCUCACUUUGACUGACUUUCUUGCGGAGGACAGUGGAGGCAGCAGCGUCGCCCCCAGCUAUCCGACCAAGACCACAAGCUGGGCGGAUGAGACUGAUGACCUGGACGGAGAUGUCUCGACUUCCUGGCACACGGAGGAGGACACGUACAGGGCACCACCCAUCGACCGCUCCAUUCUGCCCACAGCGCCUCGCUCAGCUCGCGAGCCCAAUAUUGACCGGGCCAGGCUCCCCCGCAGCCCGCCAUACACCGCCUUCCUGGGAAACCUGCCCUAUGAUGUCACUGAGGACUCAAUCAAAGACUUCUUCCGCGGCUUGGCAAUCAGUGCAGUGCGUCUGCCUCGAGAGCCCAGUAACCCAGAGAGGCUGAAAGGCUUUGGUUAUGCUGAAUUUGACGACGUAGAAUCCCUGCUCAGGGCUCUCAGCCUCAGCGAGGAAAACCUGGGCAACCGCCGGAUUCGUGUGGAUAUUGCAGACCAGUCAAAUGAUAAAGAAAGAGACAGCGGACCUAUGGGUGGUCGAGACCGAGGUGGGCGAAUGGCUGACAUGGGUCCUGACAAGACAGACAGUGACUGGAGAGCUCGACCAAGUGCGGAUGCUGAUGAUGGACCUCCUAGGAGAGAUGAUGCCUUUGGAGACAGAUCACGUGACCGUUACGAGUCUGAUCGUCACAGAGAUGGCCAGCGGUGGGACAGUGAUCGUAAUGAAGGAGGUCGUUACCGGGAUCGCUAUGACAACAGGGACCGCAGAAACAAUGAUGGAGGUUAUGACUCUCGUAGUGGAGGAGGUCGUCGUAACUUUGGUAGUGGUUUCCGCCGUGAUUAUGAUGACAGUCAGGGUAGCAAUGAUCGCUACGGGGACCGGGAUCGUUACGGAGAUCGAGAUCGUUACGGGGACCGGGAUCGCUAUGGGGACAGGGAGCGUUACGGAGACCGGGAUCGUUAUGGAGAUCGAGAUCGUUACGGAGAACGGGAUCGUUACGGGGACCGUGAAGACCGGCACGACAGGCGUGAAGAGAGAGCUCCUCAGCAAAGACCCAAGUUGAACCUGAAGCCUCGUAGUGUACCUAAAGAGGAGGAAAGCGCCGGCAGUGGUGGCACUUCACCUGCUGCCACUUCAAGCUCAAGCAGCAGGGCCUCGUCCAUCUUUGGCGGAGCAAAACCCGUUGACACAGCAGCAAAGGAGAGGGAGGUGGAGGAGAGGCUGAAGAAGGAGGAAGAGAGACUGCAGAGGCAGCUGGAGGAGGACAAAGGCAGGGGACCGGACAGAAAGAUGAGGGACAGGGACCCGAGCUGGCGCAACGAGGAAUCUCAUACUGAGCGAUCCCGCACAGGAAGCGAGUCUUCACAGCAAGGAAGCACUUCUGGAAGAGGGUCACGGUGUCGAGAUAGCGAGCGCUCCGGUGAGAAUGAGGUAUUCAGCGGGGUAGAAGGUGGCUCCACUUCCCCUGGGUCCUCAUCCCGGCCCCCCUCCACCAGCUCUUCUAAAGAGCCAUUGAAGGUGAUGCCUGCACCUCCUCCCAAGGAGAAUGCAUGGGCCAAGAGAAGUGCAGCCAGCACAGGCUCUAAUGAGGGCGAUGGUCGAGCUCCGAUCUCCCCGGUCUCCCCAGGCGGUUCAGCUCCUCCCAAGUUCAGCUCCUCAAGUUCUGCAGAUGAAAGAGGAUCUGGAAAGGAUGAGAACAAGGCUGAUGGUGUGCGUCGGGACCGGGGGCCCCCACGAGCACGAGGGGGGCCUGCAGGGCCUGGAGCUGGGCGGGGGCGAGGAGAGGGGCCCAACAGAGACCGAAGGAAGGAGGCAGACAGAAAGGACAACAGAAGAGACCGAGACUCCAGACCACCCCCAGAGCCAAAGAAAUACGAAGAGACCCCAACCCCCAAGUUCAGCUCAGCCAGUAAGUACGCCGCUUUGCUAAUGGAUGGCGACCAAGGAGAAGACGCAGAUGACGCCGAUUAGAGGGAAAACAACGAGAUAAGGAGAAGGCGACGAAUGCAAGAAGAAAAAAAUAAUAAUCUCACAUAGCGUAUGGGAAAAAAAAAUCUCCUCACAUGGAUUUGGCUCCUGGGAAGGGAGGGGGAAUCAUCACCCCCUCUCUGUUUUCCUCCUACAAACCUGUCCUUUAAUUUCAAACCAUUCACCCAUCCAUCCUCCCCCUGCUCCACCUUCAGGACUCUUCAGGUUCUAAAGAAUAGUCACAUACUGGACUUGUUUUAAAUGGAAAAGAGGAAUACAUGACACAUGAAAACAUGAUGGAUAAGAUUGAAUUAAUUGUAAUAAAUAAAUGGAAAAAGUGGGGAAAAAUGAUUUUUCUAUGUUUGUGGAUCACAGGCGCAUCUAAUGACUGAAGAUGGAGCUUAUAAACGUGUUUUGGUUUUUU